Messenger RNA from Lotus japonicus, 822 nucleotides. RefSeq names its product U11/U12 small nuclear ribonucleoprotein 25 kDa protein. The record is from RefSeq and is a predicted model, not a curated record. Lineage: Eukaryota; Viridiplantae; Streptophyta; Magnoliopsida; Fabales; Fabaceae. Gene Ontology annotation, cellular component: U12-type spliceosomal complex. Gene Ontology annotation, molecular function: protein binding. Gene Ontology annotation, biological process: mRNA splicing, via spliceosome. Bases 72 to 563 code for a protein of 163 amino acids. The transcript has 4 exons.
AUUUAGUGAGAAUUUCAUAGUUAAGAAAGAGGAGGGUUUAAAUCUAAAAAAUUAGAAGAACAAUACAUGAGAUGGGAGAAUACGAGGAGAGAAGGGACAAGAAGGCUAGGGUACAGUCAAUGCUAAAAGCAUUGCUAGAUGAUCCAAUACUCUCUGAUGUUCCCAAAAACCCAACAUUGUACGAUGUUGACACUCUCAUCGGUCUUGAAUUGGGCAGUGCCAUGCGCAUUUCUAUCAUCAAAUUGGAUGCAACUUCUUUCGAUGUUACAGUGAUGAAUUCGGCCACAGUCAAGGAUUUGAAGCUUGCCAUCAAGAAAAAGGUGAAUGACAUGGAACAAUCCAACAUGGGUCAUCGUCAGAUUUCUUGGAGGGGAGUGUGGGCAAAAUGUUGCUUGUCAUACAAUAAUCACAAGCUUCUAAAUGAUGAUGAUGCACUGCAGAAUUUUGGUGUAAGGAACAACUCUCAGGUGCACUUUGUUCCAUAUGUCAUGACAAAAGAAUCUCGGAGCCACUCAACAAGGAGAAAGCACCGCUUUUUCCAUGGCCUUAAUAAGCUUUCCUGAUCAAACAAGCUUUCCAUGACAAAUGUGCAAUGGUUGAUCCCAUGGUGUAUGGCAUGCUCUGAAAAUCUUUGAUGUUUGAGUUUUCAAUCUCAUUACAUGUACUAAAAGGGUAACUGGCAAACGGAGCUUCGACAAUCACUCUUGUUUCAACUUGUUUGGGAUCUUAGACGUUGGUCAUUCCAAGUGUAUAACUGAAUAAGCAACUUUCACCUUAAUUUAUUUUUUGAAGCUAUACUGAAUGGAACCUUUAGGCUUAUAA